This is a messenger RNA of Tricharina praecox, 1806 nucleotides long. Its product is annotated as putative extracellular dioxygenase. Lineage: Eukaryota; Fungi; Ascomycota; Pezizomycetes; Pezizales; Pyronemataceae. Gene Ontology annotation, molecular function: ferric iron binding; oxidoreductase activity, acting on single donors with incorporation of molecular oxygen, incorporation of two atoms of oxygen. The transcript is spliced from 3 exons. Bases 463 to 1629 code for a protein of 388 amino acids. The record is from RefSeq and is a predicted model, not a curated record.
GUCAAUCGGUGUUUUUUCUUCCGCUGCGCAUGCGUACAGACUGUACACACAUACAUGACAUUCACAGCCCCACGAACGAGAAUGAGAACUUGUCACUUGGCACUGGGCAGCCGCGCAAGCUCCAGCAGCACAGCUGGGGAACGGAAUGGCUUGGGAGGUAUGUUCCGUUACGCGGCCGAAUGACGGGAUUUUGGUGGAGGAGGAGGGGUGGAGGGGUGCGAGGGAUAGAAUGGGAUAUAUAUCGGAAGCACUUCUAUGUGGUGUCUUUCUUUGUUCUGCCUGCCUACCUACCCACCCACCUCAUGCCGGGAGACAGUUCGUUGCUUGACUGACUGAUUGGAUUUGAUUUCACCCGUUCCCGUCCCCGUCCCCGUCCCCGUCCUUGUCCCCGUCCCCGUCCUUGUCCUCAUCCCAGUACCGUGCUUCGUUACCACACACCGAGACACCUCGUUACCACACACGAUGCAUUCCCUCCUUUCGCUCCUGAGCAUCCUCUUCGCAGCUUCGCUCCUUUCCCUCGCACUCGGGCACGGGUCCGCGCUCUCCGCCGAGGCGCUACACAAGCGCUCGGAAGCGCACCUGCUCGCGCGGCGCGCAUUCGGCAGCUGCCAGUCGUCGCUCGCGAAGCGCUCUUUGGACUCUGGCCAGGAACGCCGCGACGAGUUCGUGCGCAGGUUUCAGGGCCAGAGCCAUCCCAAGGAACGACGACAGAAUGCGGCUACCCCAACGCAGAAGAAUAUCGCUACCGGAACUAAUACCGCCUCGCCGUUCUCUGGAAUUCCGACUUGUGUGCUCACGCCCGAGAGUAUGCAGGGGCCUUAUUACCUCCCCGGCGAGCUCAUCCGGCCGGACAUGCGCGAGCAGCAGGCGGGCGUCCCGCUGCUCCUCGACGUGCAGGUGUUCGACGCAAACUCGUGCAAUGUGCUGCCGAACGUGAUGAUCGACUUCUGGCACUCGAAUGCUACGGGCGUGUACAGCGGGUACUCUGUCGAGAACACUGAGGGCGAGACGUGGUUGCGUGGCCUGGCCGAGACGAACGACGAGGGCGUCGCGCAGAUCAUGACGAUAUUUCCGGGGCAUUACGAUGGCCGCGCUAUCCACAUCCACAUAAUGGCGCACAUCGGCGGUUCGGUCCGCACGGACGGGAACAAGCGCACAUACGUCGGCGGGACGAACCCUAUGGUCGGGCAGCUAUACUUCGACAUGGACCUCGUGAACGAAGUUGAGGCUGUCGCACCCUACACGUCCAACACUGUACGGUUGAUCAACAACAACAACGACCGGAUAUUUCGGACGGCGAGCACAGCGGUGGCGGGUUACGACGGGCUGAUGGACGUGCGCAAGCUGGGCUCCAGCGUCAACGACGGGAUCAUUGCGUGGAUCAGCGUCGGCAUCGAUCGCGGCAGGAACCACAACACGGGGUUUUCGGAUACGGGAACGGACACCGGCACUGGCACCGGCACUACUGCGAGUGGCAGGACGACGGUUAGUACUCCGGCGACGGCGACGACGGCCUCCGCAAGAUCCGGCGCUGAUAGAUCGCAGGGCGUGGGAAGUACCGUGUUUGCGGGGAAGAUUGUCGCCUGGGGAAUGGGCGCCGUGGUGGCUGCUGUUGUGCUGUUCGGAUGAUCGGCUGAGGGGCUCGGGUUUCAAUGGAGUUGGGGAGUUCAAUCAAUACUUACCUAUGGGGGAGGGGUUCUGUUUACUGCUGUUUCUGUUUUACAAUUUCUGUUUACUGCAAGUUUUCUGAAUACCCAGAUCGUCGAGAAUGAUGCCUUGAAGCACUCUACCUAGAGUCUACAGUAG